AUGUCUGAUAAUAUGCAAAUAGAUUCACCAUUACAAGAGAUUGAUGAAGGUUUAUAUUCACGUCAAUUGUACGUGUUGGGCAAAGAGGCAAUGCUCAAGAUGCAGAAUGCCAAUGUAUUGGUUAUCGGACUCAAUGGAUUAGGAGUUGAAAUUGCCAAAAACAUUGCUCUUGCUGGUGUCAAGUCAUUAAGUUUGUACGAUCCAAAUCCAGUGCAAAUUCAAGACUUAUCAACUCAAUUCUUUCUUUCUGAAUCAGAUAUCGGCCAGCCAAGAGAUCAAGUAAGUGCUGUUAAAUUACGUGAAUUGAAUGCAUAUGUUCCGAUUAGUGUUGUUGACAAUAUCAAGGAGGAAACAUUGUUGAAAUUCAAAUGUAUUGUUACAACCAAUAUAUCUUUGGAAGAACAAAUUAUAAUCAACCAAAUAACCCAUGCUAAUGAUAUUGGGUAUAUAAAUGCCGAUGUUCGUGGAUUAUUUGGGCAAAUUUUUGUUGAUUUUGGAGACAAGUUUACUAUUGUUGACCAAACUGGUGAAGAACCUUUAUCAGGAAUUGUAUCUGAUAUUGAGAAGAAUGGUACUGUAACAAUGUUGGAUGAGAAUAGACAUGGACUUGAGGAUGGCAACUUUGUCAAGUUUUCCGAAGUGGAAGGAUUACCUGGUUUAAAUGAAGGUAUAUACAAGGUUGAAGUAUUGGGACCUUAUGCAUUCAAAAUCAAAAUGGAUGGAAUUGAAGGCGAAUAUAAAAAAGGUGGUCUUUACACUCAGGUCAAAGUACCAAAGGAUGUCAAAUUUGAACCAUUGCUUGAACAAUUGAAAAACCCCGAGUUUUUAAUUUCUGAUUUUGCCAAAUUUGAUAAACCUGCACAAUUGCACAUUGGUUUCCAAGCUUUACAUGCAUUCAAGACAAAGAGACAAAGGUUACCAAGGCCUUAUAAUGUUGAGGAUGCCAAUGAAGCAUUUGCAUAUACUGAGCAAUUGGCAAAACAAAACAAUGUUGAAGAUAUUGACGAAUCGUAUUUGAAAGAAUUAUUUUACCAAGCUCAAGGGGAUAUUCCAGGAAUGGUGGCAUUCUAUGGUGGUUUGAUUGCUCAAGAAGUGUUGAAAUGUUGUUCAUCCAAGUUCACCCCGAUCAAGCAAUGGCUAUAUUUCGAUUCAUUGGAGUCGUUACCCGGAAAAGAAGAGUAUCCCCGUAAUGAGGAAAACAAUAAACCUAUUGGGUCGAGAUAUGAUGGUCAAAUCGCCGUGUUUGGUAAAAAAUUCCAAGACAAGAUUGCCAACUUGAAAAUUUUCCUCGUUGGUGCUGGUGCCAUUGGUUGUGAAAUGUUGAAAAAUUGGGCAAUGAUGGGAUUAGGUUCAGGACCUGAUGGUAAAAUAUUCAUCACUGACAACGACUCUAUUGAAAAAUCCAACUUGAAUCGUCAAUUCUUGUUUAGACCUAAGGAUGUUGGUAAAAACAAGUCUGACGUUGCUGCACAAGCAGUACAGGCCAUGAAUCCAGCAUUGAAGGGUAAAAUAGAAUCAAGAUUAGAUAAAGUGGGACCGGAAACACAAAAUAUUUUUGAUGAUGCAUUUUGGAGCAAUUUGGAUUUGGUCACCAAUGCAUUGGAUAAUAUCGAGGCAAGAACAUACGUGGACAGUCGUUGUGUAUUUUUCCAAAAGCCCUUAUUGGAAUCAGGAACCUUGGGAACCAAGGGUAACACCCAAGUUGUGGUGCCAUUCUUGACUGAAUCUUACUCAUCAUCACAUGAUCCACCAGAGAAGUCAAUCCCCUUAUGUACCUUGCGUUCAUUCCCAAGUAAGAUUGACCACACUAUUGCUUGGGCUAAAUCAUUAUUUCAAGGCUACUUUGUUGACUCUCCAGAAAGUGUCAAUUUGUACUUGAGUCAACCAAAUUAUGUUGAGCUGUCCUUGAAACAAAAUCCAGACAAGAAGGGAACAUUGGAGAACAUCUCCAAGUACUUGAAUGAACGCCCAUAUAGCUUUGAAGAUUGUAUCAAAUGGGCAAGAUUGGAGUUUGAAACCAAGUUUAAUCAUGAAAUUAAACAAUUGUUGUACAAUUUCCCCCACGAUGCCAAAACUUCAACUGGAGAACCAUUCUGGUCUGGACCAAAGCGUGCUCCUACUCCUUUAAAAUUCGAUGUGAACAACAAGGACCAUUUGGAUUUUAUUAUUGGUGGCGCUAAUUUAUUGGCGUACAUUUAUGGCUUGAAGGAACAAAAUGACAUUGAUAUUAAGGUGUUGGAAAAGAUUGAAAUUCCUGAAUUUCAACCAAAAUCAGGUGUCAAGAUUGCUGCAACCGAUGCUGAAGCUGAAGAACAAGCAAAUAACUUAUCCUCAUCUGCUGACGAUGAAGAAGUGAGGAAAAUUGCUGCAUCUUUACCUGAACCAAGCACUUUAGCUGGCUACAGGUUGAGUCCAAUUGAAUUUGAAAAAGAUGAUGAUACCAACCACCACAUAGAAUUCAUCACUGCUGCUUCAAAUUGUAGAGCGUUGAACUAUGGUAUUGAAACUGCUGAUGCUCACAAGACUAAAUUCAUUGCGGGUAAGAUUAUCCCAGCAAUUGCAACCACCACUGCCUUGGUCACUGGAUUGGUGUGCCUUGAACUAUACAAGGUUGUGGACAAGAAGGAUGAUAUCGAACAAUACAAGAAUGGAUUCAUCAAUUUGGCAUUACCAUUUAUUGGAUUUUCUGAACCCAUCAAGUCGGCAAGUGGUAAAUAUGGAGCUAAGGAAUACGAUCAAGUUUGGGAUCAAAUUAUAAUUGAUAGAGAUUUGACAUUACAAGAGUUGAUUGACAAGUUUGCCAAUGAAGAUAAAUUGGAGAUUUCGAUAUUGUCAUAUGAUGUUGUGGUAUUGUAUGCUUCAUUUUUCCCACCUAAAAAGAAGCAAGAAAGAUUGAAUUUGCCCAUUUCUCAAGUGAUUAAAUUGGUCACAAAGAAGGAUAUUCCCGCUCAUGUACAUUACUUGGUGUUGCAAGCAUGUUGUGAAGAUGAAGAAGGUGAGGAUGUAGAUGUUCCACCAAUUACUAUCAAGUACAAAUAG
Molecule: messenger RNA, 3039 nt
Organism: Lodderomyces parapsilosis
Lineage: Eukaryota; Fungi; Ascomycota; Pichiomycetes; Serinales; Debaryomycetaceae
Gene: UBA1
Product: E1 ubiquitin-activating protein
Exons: 1
Coding region: 1-3039 (1012 amino acids)
Biological process (GO): protein sumoylation
Cellular component (GO): SUMO activating enzyme complex; cytoplasm
Molecular function (GO): SUMO activating enzyme activity
Source: RefSeq, a predicted model, not a curated record